This is a messenger RNA of Heterobasidion irregulare TC 32-1, 666 nucleotides long. RefSeq lists its product as uncharacterized. Bases 1 to 666 code for a protein of 221 amino acids. The record is from RefSeq and is a predicted model, not a curated record. The transcript is spliced from 5 exons. Lineage: Eukaryota; Fungi; Basidiomycota; Agaricomycetes; Russulales; Bondarzewiaceae.
AUGACUUGCAGCGAUCGCCGGCCUUUGCUUGACACUCCAUCUUCGACGUUGAUCCGACAAAGGGCCGACAACCGAUAUGGCGCUGCUCUCUCCUCUCUGUAUAGUUUCUUGGCUGCGCGCCGAAGCCUCAUUCGAUCGGCUACUGGAGCUCGGAACGAUGCAUACUCUGUGGUUACUUUCAGUAGUUCGGCGCGAACUCGGGUCACGAAUGAUUUCUCCAGCACGCCAGACCAACUUCUCAGCCUUCUACUCACACAAGAAGAGGCUGGAGGGACAAACUUCGAUGCCGCAUUGAAGGAGGCGCAACAGACAAUGCAGUCCUCCUUCAGUUCUGAACGAGCCCCUGUCUUGAUUUUUUUGAGCGAUGGCGAAUGUUCAGUGAGAGACGAGACGGUAUACGAUAUUUGUCGCAAGGCGGUUACAUUAGGAAAACCUCUCUCUUUCCAUGCUGUAUCUUUCGGGCAGGAUUACAGCUCCUCUCAAUUGCGUCGUAUGGCUCAGCUAGCUGAGGAAGUUUAUUCAACUGCCCCUCAAGACCAACUGGCUUCCACAGCGACAAUUUCUUGCUCCUACACAAAUGCUAUCGACACAAUACAACUAACUGAAACAUUCUUGGGAAUUGCUGAUUCACUCACGAAGACCCGGGCGUCGCUCAUACGUGGCUGA